AUGACUAAAGCAAAUCCUCAAUAUGAAAUGAGGACUGGAGCAAAUUCUCAAUAUGAAAUGAUGACUAGAGCAAAUCCUCAAUAUGAAAUGAUGACUAGAGCAAAUCCUCAAUAUGAAAUGAUGACUAGAGCAAAUCCUCAAUAUGAAAUGAUGACUAAAGCAAAUCCUCAAUAUGAAAUGGGGACUAGACCAAAACCUCAAUAUGAAAUGGGGACUGUAGCAAAUCCUUAA
Molecule: messenger RNA, 231 nt
Organism: Lottia gigantea (owl limpet)
Lineage: Eukaryota; Metazoa; Mollusca; Gastropoda; Lottiidae
Exons: 1
Coding region: 1-231 (76 amino acids)
Source: RefSeq, a predicted model, not a curated record